AUGGCCGCUGAGACACGAGAAAUGCAGAGAUGCCAGGGUGACAUGCCAGCCUCAGAGCUGCAGUUUGUCGGGAGGGAGGGAGAACGCCCCCAGCUGGGUCGGUCCGACACCAGAACCCCGCGCCUGCCUGCGUCCCGGGCGCCUCGCUGCUGCGACUGCGCCCAUCGGUACGCUUGGUCGCUCGACGCGGACACACGUGCGAUUACUGACGACGCGGUGGGCGGCUCGGCCCCGCAGGGAAGGGACUGUCCCAGAGGUGCCGACCAGAGCCCGGGGCCGCAGCCGCAGAGGCCGGGGCCAAACGCGGAGGUUGCCACGGGCCGAGCAGACAUUGAGGACUUGGACCUGUAUGCUACGUCUCGGGAGAGAAGGUUUCGCCUGUUCGCAUCCAUAGAGUGUGAGGGGCAGUUAUUCAUGACUCCGUACGAUUUUAUCUUGGCUGUUACAACAGACGAGCCCAAACUUGCUAAAACAUGGAAGUCGCUUUCCAAACAGGAAUUAAAUCAAAUGCUCUCAGAAACACCACCAGUUUGGAAAGGCUCAUCAAAGCUAUUUCGGAAUCUUAAAGAGAAAGGUGUGAUUUCUUACACAGAAUAUCUUUUUCUUUUAUGUAUUUUAACAAAGCCACAUGCAGGCUUUAGAAUAGCUUUCAACAUGUUUGACACUGAUGGCAACGAGAUGGUGGACAAAAAAGAGUUUUUGGUGCUUCAAGAAAUAUUCAGGAAAAAGAAUGAAAAGAGAGAAACUAAAGGUGACGAGGAGAAACGUGCGAUGCUGCGUCUUCAACUUUAUGGAUACCAUUCUCCUACUAAUAGUGUGCUCAGAACAGACGCCGAGGAACUGGUGCCCAGAAGCUACUGGGACACGCUGAGGCGCAGCACGAGCCAGGCGCUCUUCUCAGAUCUCGCAGAGCGUGCUGAUGACAUCACAAGUUUAGUAACGGAUACUACACUUCUUGUACACUUUUUUGGAAAGAAAGGAAAAGCUGAACUUAACUUUGAAGAUUUUUAUAGAUUCAUGGAUAACCUCCAAACAGAAGUUCUAGAAAUAGAAUUCCUUUCCUACUCUAAUGGGAUGAAUACUAUCAGUGAAGAAGAUUUUGCUCAUAUACUUUUACGUUAUACAAAUGUGGAAAAUACGUCAGUAUUUUUGGAAAAUGUACGUUAUAGCAUACCCGAAGAAAAGGGCAUCACAUUUGAUGAGUUCAGGUCGUUUUUCCAAUUUCUGAACAACCUGGAAGACUUUGCAAUAGCCCUGAACAUGUACAACUUCGCAAGUCGUUCUAUAGGUCAAGAUGAAUUUAAACGUGCUGUCUAUGUAGCUACUGGACUCAAACUUUCACCUCAUUUAGUAAACACUGUCUUCAAGAUUUUUGACGUGGAUAAAGAUGACCAAUUAAGUUACAAAGAAUUUAUUGGAAUCAUGAAAGACAGACUCCAUAGAGGAUUUCGGGGUUAUAAAACAGUCCAGAAGUAUCCCACUUUCAAAUCCUGUCUCAAGAAGGAACUUCAUAGCAGAUAGAAACUGCUAAACCAAAGCUUAACGGAUUACUAUCUACAUGAAAAACGCAAGAAGCAACCCUUUCAGCGUGGAAGCAGGACUCAGAUCAGAAUAUGCAGAAAAUGAAGGAAAAGUGAAAUGCUAUGAAAUUUAUAAUUUUUCUUUAACUGAAUUCUUAAGUAUAAAACAGAUAAAAUGUAUCUCUUUAUGCAGUUGUUAAAUUAAUCCAGUUGACUUCUUGCCUCGAUUUACAGAACUCUGCACUUUUUCAUUCCCUAAAGAAGUAUUAAUACAUAGAUACUUCUCAUGACUCUACAAGAAUGUAUUUUAAGUAUUUUUUAUUUAUUUGUUAGAAAUUUUCCUCAUUUUAAAAUAAUUUAUGACUCUUGGAACGUAGCUCACCUAGAAACGAACAAUACAUUUUCUUUGACUUUGGACUGUGAAUUUGUUUUCAAAAAAUAAAUAUUGUGUAAGAUAUCUUAGAACCCUUAGAAUUGUUCCUAAGUCCCUGCUAUUUAUCAGGUUUUAUUUACAUUGAAAUAAUUUUGAAAAACAAGUAGAAGUUAAGCUACUAUAUAAAACAAUGGUUUACAUUGUACUUUUAACUUUUAAAAGUACUUAAUUGACAUAUUGUUGAACUUGUGUGAAGUUUUAUUUUUUGUUCAGUUACCAAAGUCAGCAGAAUGUCUGGUAUUCUUUCGUGUUUAUACUCUUAAAAAAUGUAGAUGUUUUUUCUCAAAAAGUAAAAAAUAGUCGUGUAUUGGUGGCAGAAGUGGUAGCUGGAAAAAUAGUCACUUUGUUAUCAUGGUUGUCUUAAACACAGUGCUGCUUGUGACCGCAGGUAGCUAAUAUGCGACAGCUGUCUAGGAGUAACACUGUACACCUCCGCACCUCCCUGUGUCACUGAGGUGUGUCGUCAUGUCGAAUGAGUGGUAAUAGAAACUACCAUGCAGUGGUUUGGGAGACUUCACACACACACACACACACACACACACACACACACACACACACAAAUUAGGUGGAAACUAACAUUGUUUCUUGCAAAAGGACCACAUGCAAAACAACCAGUCAUAAUAAGUAAUUUAAGUAUAAUUCAUUAUUUCAAAAUAAUAGGUUUUAAAAAGGAAAAUAAAAACUUUUUGUUGACAAAUGAAAAAUUAAAUUUUCCCAUGGAGAAAUAGGUAUUGUUCAAUUAAAAACAUUUAGUUUAUACAAAAUACUGUACAAAGCUAGAAUAAUUAAUUUAAAUUAAUAUAUUUGUAUGUUGCAUGUGGAAAAUUAGUCCAUUUAUCUUCCUAAGACAUAUUUAAUCUAGGUUGCACACACUCCAACUAUUACCUUGCUUUUCCAUAUGAAAAUAGGAAACACUGACUUUGUUUUUUAUCAGUUUAUUAAAUGUGAAAUUGAUCUACAUCAGCUUAUUUAUAAAAGUAAUGUUAUUUCUAAGAAAACAUUAUUAGCAUUGGUUUUGUAUUUGUUAGACUUUUUAUAUUGUUUAUCCAAUAUUAUUUAUUGUACUAAUGUAGAAAUACAUGAUUCAUAAAUUUUAAAGUCCUCUAUAGUAUAAUUUAAUUUCAUCUGCUCCAAAGGUUGAUUCCGUUGAUGAAAUUAAAAUGCCCAUCAACUAACUCAUUUGACAUAACCCAGAUCUAUCUCACCUUUCACAGAAUGUUCUAAGUAUAGUUUGAUUUCUAAAAUUAUUGAAAAUUGCAAUUUACUUUAGUCUUUGACUACAAAUGAUACUCUUGUAUACAUGAAAGCUCCUAUAAAUAUAGACUAAAAAUUGAGUUAGCCCAUGAAAACCCUUUCUAAUCCUGCCACUGUCCCUGGGAAGGACGCCGUACCGCAUGGGCAGUCCUCACUCUUUAGUGCUUAUCAGUGUGCAGAUAAAUACCUGGGUAAUGUUCUGCAGGCUUUUCACAUGGAGAACUAAUUUCUAAGGAAACAUUAAAAUAAAUAAAAUAUUCUAAUCAAGUACAGUGGGAAGCAGAGUAGUGAAUUACAAUGAUUCUCUGUGUUAUCACUUAGAACUUUAUCAUUUAUGGAAUGAGAAGUAAAAAUAUCUCACUAAAUUGUUGAUAAUAUCAAUUUAGAAAUACUUAAAUACCUUGGAAAUAAUUUAAGUAUUCAGUAUUUCCUUAUAAAAACUGUUCUUUAGAAAGAUUAAAUGAUACAUAAAAGUUUAGGAUAAUACUUUUACCAAAAAUGUAUGUGAUGAAUCGUUUAUGGUACUUCAACAAAUCAUGUCAUAAUAGGAAAUUCAUUGAACUUAGGUUUUAAGUUACUGUUAUUGUAAAUUAUCACUGUACAGAAAUCCUUCUUAUAUUCUUAUUAUCUUAAAAUAAAUAUAC
Tupaia belangeri chinensis (Chinese tree shrew) is the source of this 3851-nucleotide messenger RNA. RefSeq names its product mitochondrial calcium uptake 3 (gene MICU3). Gene Ontology annotation, molecular function: calcium ion binding. Gene Ontology annotation, cellular component: uniplex complex. The transcript has 16 exons. The coding region runs from base 1 to 1521 and encodes 506 amino acids. Gene Ontology annotation, biological process: mitochondrial calcium ion homeostasis; calcium import into the mitochondrion. The record is from RefSeq and is a predicted model, not a curated record. NCBI's taxonomy places the organism in Eukaryota, Metazoa, Chordata, Mammalia, Scandentia, Tupaiidae.